This is a messenger RNA of Oncorhynchus kisutch (coho salmon), 4868 nucleotides long. RefSeq names its product GTP-binding protein 1. Lineage: Eukaryota; Metazoa; Chordata; Actinopteri; Salmoniformes; Salmonidae. The transcript has 15 exons. Gene Ontology annotation, molecular function: translation elongation factor activity; GTP binding; GTPase activity. The record is from RefSeq and is a predicted model, not a curated record. Bases 126 to 2138 code for a protein of 670 amino acids. Gene Ontology annotation, biological process: translational elongation.
CUGUCAACGUUCAAGAACGGAGGGUAGCCAAUCCUGUUUCUGUAUUUAACAUAGGGGCGGGCCACACUCAUAUAGGCUACCUAAAGCAAACCUUCUAUGUACACUGCUACUUCUGGUUUGGGGAGAUGGCGUCGUUGGCAGCAAUAGAGCCAGGGCUAAGCCCGGGGACAUUACCGAAAGAGGAAUCAGUAGUACCAGUUUCUAUAUUCGCACCGGACUGUGGGGAUGACCUUUCAGGGGCAGAGUGCUUCGAAGACGGAGAGAAUGUUAACGGCGAGUCCGAGGAUCAUUUAGACUUUACUAGCAAGCUGACUCUGGUCAGCCCCACAGGAGAACAGUAUGACUCGUUACUACGGCAACUCCGAGAGAGGAUGGAUGAAGGAUGUGGGGAGACCAUUUAUGUGGUGGGAGUGGGCUCAGACGGAGGUGACUAUGGCCUGGACGAGGGGGACAUGGAGGCGUCAGUGGCCACCGUUCAAUCCCUGUGUGAGCAGAUAGAGGCAGACAUGAUCCUGCUGAGAGAACGUAGCGACGCAGGGGGGAAAGUACGAGACUACCUCAUCCGCCGACGGGUCGGAGAGGAGGACUUCCUGGAAGUGAGGGUGGCGGUGGUGGGUAACGUGGAUGCCGGUAAGAGCACCCUGCUGGGGGUGUUGACCCACGGGGAGCUGGACAACGGCAGGGGGUUCGCCAGGCAGAAACUCUUCCGACACAAACACGAGAUGGAGAGCGGCAGGACCAGCAGUGUGGGGAACGACAUCCUGGGCUUUGACCAGGAGGGACAUGUGGUGAAUAAGCCAGAUAAUCACGGGGGCAGUCUGGACUGGACUAAGAUCUGUGAGAGGUCCUCUAAGGUCAUCACCUUCAUAGAUCUGGCCGGCCACGAGAAGUACCUGAAAACCACUGUGUUUGGAAUGACCGGACACCUACCAGACUUCUGUAUGCUCAUGGUGGGCAGUAAUGCAGGUAUUGUAGGGAUGACCAAGGAGCAUCUAGGUUUGGCUCUAGCCCUGAAUGUACCAGUCUUUGUAGUGGUCACCAAGAUAGACAUGUGUCCAGCCAACAUCCUAGCAGAGACACUGCAUCUGUUACAGAGGUUACUGAAGUCCCCAGGAUGUAGAAAGAUCCCCGUACUGGUUCAAAACAAAGAUGACGUUAUCGUCACUGCAUCCAACUUCAGCUCAGAGAGGAUGUGUCCAAUCUUCCAGGUCUCCAAUGUAACAGGAGACAACAUGGAUCUUCUGAAGAUGUUCCUCAACCUACUGUCUUCGAAAACCUCCUAUAGAGAAGAUGAGCCUGCCGAGUUCCAGAUCGAUGACACCUACUCAGUACCGGGUGUGGGCACAGUAGUAUCCGGCACUACGUUACGUGGAUUGAUACGACUGAAUGACACGCUGCUGCUCGGCCCAGACCCCCUGGGCAGUUUCCUCUCCAUCGCUGUCAAAUCUAUCCACCGCAAGAGGAUGCCUGUCAAAGAGGUCCGGGGGGGACAGACCGCCUCCUUCGCGCUCAAAAAGAUCAAGCGUUCCUCCAUCAGGAAGGGGAUGGUGAUGAUCUCUCCCAGACUAACACCUCAGGCUACCUGGGAGUUCAUGGCUGAGAUACUGGUCCUGCACCACCCCACCACCAUAUCCCCACGAUACCAGGCUAUGGUGCACUGUGGCAGCAUCAGACAGACAGCCACCAUUCUGACCAUGAACAGAGACUGUCUACGUACCGGGGACAAGGCCUCAGUCCACUUCAGAUUCAUCAAGACCCCAGAGUACCUCCACACAGACCAGAGACUGGUGUUCAGAGAGGGACGCACCAAGGCUGUGGGCACCAUCACCAAGCUGCUCCAGUCAGUCACCAAGGCCCAGCAGGCCAAGAUGCAGUCCACUAAGAAGGGCACCACGUCAGCUAAUGAGGAGGCAGGAUCCGCACCGCGGCCUGACAGCCCCAGUGCAGGACAGCUACCGACAGUGGGGGAGGAGGAGACGCUAUGUAAAGACGGCAACAAAGAGAACCAGCCCAAGUCAGGAGGUGGAGGCAGGAGGAGAGGGGGUCAGAGACACCGAGGAAAAGCCCUGAACAGCACAGCAUCACCAACAUCACAACAACACACACCAGCUGCAGCAGGAGUGGGCACCACUGCCUAACCCCCCGCCCCCCCACAACCAUCUCCUCUCCUUCCUCUCUCGCUACUCUCGUCUACAUCCACUCUUCUAUAUCUCCUCCUCUACAUCUUGUUAUGUAAUCAUUCUUGUUCCAAUUAGGGGAGAAGGAAUGAAUGUAGCAAAGAAAAGGAGGACGAGAAGUGAAACAUGCAUUAAUCCUAAAUGACACAGCUUAACAUGUCCAUCCUAGUUAGAUCACCAUUACAGAGUAGUUCUAGAACAUCAUUAAAUGUCACUAUGGCUUCUAUGGCAACUAACGACUGAACUGGCUCCUGGAAAAUAGCAGAAAGAAGCAGUUGACUCAAGCUAACAGACAUGGUGUAGUAAUAAAAACGUACAAGGUUUUUAUUACAGAUUCAUUAUGUAGACAGGAAACAAAUGGUGUUCAGGCACUGAGAUCUGUUGUCUUAAGGGGUCAUCAUCCAGUCUAAUAAUGACUGACUCCAGAUUCAAUCUAACAGGAAAUAAAUGGUGUCGUUCACAAGGUUUAGAUGAAAUCUAACAGACCGGACAUGGCAUAGGAGUCAAGGUUUAGAUGAAAUCUAACAGACCGGACAUGGCAUAGGAGUCAAGGUUUAGAUGAAAUCUAACAGACCGGACAUGGCAUAGGAGUCAUAAGGUUUAGAUUUGUUAUUCCAUUUGUCAUUAUUUAGACAGGAGAGGAAUAGUGUACUCCAAUGUCUCCACUCAAUCUAAUCGAACAGGAUAGGUGUAGUUCAGACACAGGAUAGUCCUACCUAACCAACCCCAAGGACAAUAUUCACUAGGCUCAUACACUGCCAUCUGACUAUACAUAAAACUGUGGGUCUGAAACAUUUGGAUCAGGACUCACUCUAGGUCAUGUUUUGUUCUAUUUUUGCCCUGGCUGUGUUUUAAUAGGAAAAACAACUCAUUUGGGCCUUGGAAAGGUUUUGUAUACCAGGUUAUCAUUUAGAUGUGUGCCUUUUUAGAUGUCUGCCCAAAAAAAGCAUGGAGUGGAAACUAUGAACGCUGUGUUUUUAAAUAGUGGAUUUUGUUCUUGGAGAAAUUAAGUGAGCUACAUUGUUCAAAUGGGUGCAAAGUUCGUCCAACGUUCUGUCCAUCUUUUGCAGUCAGAAAUGUUGACGCGUACUGAAAAACACAGACCGCAUAUCUGUUCUAUAAUUAAUUUCAAUAGAUUUGGGAAUCGUUGCUCCGCUACCCUUGCAGCGUGUUGUGUGUUGGAUUAUUUAUUUGGCUUUCAUAGAUGAAAGGGUUUGGAAAAUCCAAGAAGGCUAAUACGGCUUAAAAGUAUUUCAGGAGGAUUUAGAAGUUGUCCAUGUUAUCCUCCAUACCCUCUCAAGGACAUUGUUUGAGCCCAAAAACGCAGGCGGAAUAGUAGUUUUAAGAUUUGUUGUUUUUAUUCAGUUUCUAGUCAGGCACACCUUCUAUAAAAUGUGUUGGCGGAACUAGGGUUUUUGGGAUUGAAGAUUUUAGGUUAAUCCAUUUCCAUACUUGAUAUGAUUCAAAUAAAUUUUUUCUAAGCUUUGAUAUGGUUUUAUCAGGUGGUGUGAGCAUUUUUAUUUUGGGUUUGGAUUGGGACAGGUUUCAGUGGUGGAAGGCUUGGAUUGGUUGUUACCAGGCAGAAGUUACACUUUAGUACAAAUCUAGGAUCAGUUUAUCCAAUGUCGUGGUAAUUUCCUGUAUUUCUAAAUGAUGAGAGUUACAAACCACACACCAGCCAGAGUUAUACUUAAAUGUCAUCUUUUAAUAAUAUGAGCUUCACCAUAGCCCUGUGACUCUCAGAUCAAUUCAGUGUCUAUAAAUGAAUUCUCUGAGAGUGUCAACAUAAUGGCAACUGAGAUCUUUUAUAGCAAAGAUCCACCUCCUAGUUGACAUGAUAAACCACAGAUCAUAAGAACUUCACAAAGGGCCUUUUACUUAAGGAGUAUCCCAUAGCCAGAUAGCAUUAGCUAUAAAUUAUCAUUCAGUUUGGUCUCUUAGACAAGGUUCUACUUCUCUUUCUUGGUACUUCCUAGUACCAAAACAUUACCUCAUCCAAUGGCAUAUAUCUAUUGUCAAUUAUAGAUACUCCCAUCUCAAAUACACCCCCUCCUGGACAAGCUCACGGAGGAGAGUGUGCCUCUAGGUCAUAUACUAGGUCAAGAGAAGGGCAACAUCAGAGGGGUAAUACAAUGGUUCCAGACACUGCCAUACUCCUCCCCCCCAAUGGGAAAAGGAGGGAGUGAUUGGAGUACAGACAUGGUGGAGCCCUUCACAUGGUUUAGGAAUAGUUACAGACACAUUCAAAUAUGAAGACAAUCCUGACCCCUCCCCUCUCUGGGCCCCAAGUGACUAUCUCACAUAAGCAUAUUCUGAAAGUAAAUCAAACAUAUUUAUCAAUGUUACCUAACUAAUUCAGAUUCAGCUACGACACCAAUCACAGAUGUUAUCCUUUAGUAUUAGAGGAAACGACUGACCUUAGAUCCGGUCUAAAGGUAACCUCAUUUCAUUUCUUAUUCUCUGCUUUUAUGAUGGAUGUUGAUCUCAAUACAUUCAACAACCAUUUUAUUUUUUUUAGCUAAUAUUAGUGUAUACAUUUUCUUUUUGAAUGGACCGAGUGACACAUUUGUGUGUCUGCAUCUUAUGUACAAAAAUGAAAGUUGCGCCGAAAGAAAAAGAAAGCCCUUUAACUUAACACAGUGGUGCCAGUUUGUUGUAAAUCCUUUAAAUAAAGAGGUUUCAGAGUAUCAA